GUCGUUGACGGUGCGCGCGCGAAGGUGGGGAACAAGAAAGAAAAGGGCACGGGAUAGACACACUGAAGCUAAAAUGCCAGAGUUCCUCCGAUGUCCUGACGUCAAGACGGACUCGAACAAGCACGCAAAUGAUUUAAAGGUCUUCAGAGAGACUCGGAAUUUAGUUAGUCUUAAGUCUGGAGGGAAACUGAUUUUUGAUCUUGCAAGGAUCUUAUUCUGGGUUCAAUGAAUUUCAUACUGGGCUCCAGUAAUGAGGUGGCUCCUGCCGUGGAUUCUAAUAGCGACCAGCACUCAUCAGGCUAUUUGCCAAAGUCCCUCUGCCAUGCCGCCUGCGCCGGACGUGGUGGAGCCCUAUAACCGGACGCAGUACUGCAAAUGGCCCUGCAAGUGCCCCAAGAGCGCCCCCGUCUGCCCGCUGGGCGUCAGCCUGCUGACGGACGGCUGCAACUGCUGCAAGGCCUGCGCCAAGCAGGUGGGCGACACCUGCAACGAGGCGGACACCUGCGACUACCACAGGGGACUGUACUGCGACUACAGCGCAGACAAGCCUAGGUACGAAAAAGGAGUGUGUGCAUAUUUGGUGGGUACAGGCUGUGAGCACGACGGCGUGAUCUACCGGAACGGGCAGAGCUUCCAGCCCAGCUGCAAGUACCGCUGCCUGUGUGUGAACGGGGCCAUCGGCUGCGUGCCCCUGUGCACCGAGUCCCAGCCGCCGCUGGUCUGGUGCCAGCACCCGAAGCGGGUCAAGCUGCCAGGCCGCUGCUGCGAGCAGUGGAUCUGCGACGAGCCCAGGAAGACCCGCAAGGCUGCGCCCAGGCACGCAGAAGCGCGCAUUACUGGCAAUGAGGUUUGGCAGAAGAACUGCGUGACCCAGACCACGUCUUGGAGCCCCUGCUCCAAGACCUGCGGCCGCGGGCUGUCCAUGCGCAUCUCCAACGACAACGACCAGUGCGAGAUGGUGAAGGAGUCGCGGCUCUGCAACAUCCGCCCGUGUGACGUGGACAUCACCAAGCACAUCAAGCCGGGGAAAAAGUGUCUGAACAUCUACAGGGAGGAGCAGGCGCAGAACUUCACCAUCUCAGGCUGCGUCAGCAAGCGGCCGUACCGCCCCAAGUACUGCGGGGUCUGCACGGACGAGCGCUGCUGCAUCCCCUACAAGUCCAAGACCAUCGAGGUGGAGUUCCGGUGCCCCAACGGGGCGACGUUCUCCUGGCAGCUCAUGUGGAUCAACGCCUGCUUCUGCAACCUCAGCUGCAAGAACCCCAACGACAUCUUCGCCGAGCUGGAACGCUACUACGACCACCCGGAGAUCGUGAAUUGAGAAGACCCGCAAAGCUCUCCUCCCCCCCCCCCCCCCCCGUAACCUCUCACCUCCGCGUUCAUCUCCUCUAGGCUAAGAAUCCCCUGAGGUUUUCACAGGUGUCCUUCGGGAAGUCUCCCCCGUUCACCCAUCCUUUUACCGUUAGGCGCAAAGCCUGCAAGCAGCCAUGUGAUGAAGAGAAAAUGGGCGUUACCUCUUUUUUGUUAUGGCCGGACGUGUUCUUAUGAGCUAAAUCUAAAUCUCUAGAUUAAUGUUUCCUAUUGGAAAAUAUGUAAGUGUGUUUAAACAGAGGAUUUAUUUGAACGAUGUUGGCCUUUGUAGGAUGUAGAGACCGCCCCCGAUUCUAUUACAAUCGUCUUUGACUAAUCUUGGCCAGUGCUCAGGUGCUAUUAUGAUGCAGGCGCAAUUUCUGAAAUUUAAAAUUUAGUGAAUAACGAUAGCCAAUUCCGAAUGAUCUGAAUGUGAAAAACGCUACUGUGCUCUAGUAUGUCUCAUUAAGAAACACAUGUAUCCCAGUCUGUAUCCAAUAUGAGCACAAGCGUUUGUGACAGCUAAUGUCUUUGUGGGGAGCAAACAGUGGUCUCUCUCAAGUGGAAUUAUUGGUUAGUCUUCGGUGAGCAGCAAGACUACCACAGUUAUUCUCUACAAUGACGGCAAAUUAGGUCACCUAAUCCAUUCCGAUAGGUGGAGCUGCCACAUGCUACCAAUCACCGAUAAGAAGACAUGGUAUUGGUUAUGGUUUUU
Molecule: messenger RNA, 2065 nt
Organism: Anguilla rostrata (American eel)
Lineage: Eukaryota; Metazoa; Chordata; Actinopteri; Anguilliformes; Anguillidae
Gene: ccn4a
Product: cellular communication network factor 4a
Exons: 5
Coding region: 251-1321 (356 amino acids)
Biological process (GO): signal transduction; cell adhesion
Cellular component (GO): extracellular region; extracellular matrix
Molecular function (GO): heparin binding; integrin binding
Source: RefSeq, a predicted model, not a curated record